Molecule: messenger RNA, 510 nt
Organism: Clunio marinus
Lineage: Eukaryota; Metazoa; Arthropoda; Insecta; Diptera; Chironomidae
Source: the annotation of a GenBank genome assembly
AAGGGUGCUUGUGAAUGUGGAGCACAAAAGCAAUAAAGACGGAGAAGCAAUUUAGCGAGUUACUGCAAGUUCAGAUUUCUAAAGUUUCUAAACAAUAUCACAUCAUUUUACCAUCUAGAUUCUAACUAAAUAUUUUCUUAAUAAUCCACCUUCUGACACUUUUUGAAUGUAUUUAGUUACAGUUUUUAAUAUCCACUUUUGACUUUUAUUUUUAUUCUUAUCUUAAAUUCAAAAAGAAAUUAAAGCUUUUUCAAUCUUUCUUCAACUUUUCUCAAUUUUUCUACGUAAAUAUUAAUGUUUGUAAAAUUUUAUCCUCUUUUUCACAGCCUUAAAACAAAAAAAAAGUUUCUUCGCGUGUUCUUUAUAAGACAAAGCCAAAAUCAAGAGCAAGAGCAAAAGCUUCUUGUGACUGCUUCUCGUGGUUUUCUUUCCACAAUAAAGAAAGUAAAACUGCGCAAAAAGAGGCUCAUGAUUGAAUUCAUUAGCGAAAAUGUUGAUUUUAAAACUUAA